AUGGCGUCUCAGACGAAAGCAGAGGACGGCAACCUGUCGGAAGAAUCUACCGGCAAAUUCUUUGGAGAGGUGAUCCGCGACUAUGUGCCGGAUCCGAAAGCUUCCUGGCGCUCGGGGAAGCCUGACUACCUCAUAGUAAAUCGGACCUUCUUCGAGUACCGAUCGCUAGAGCACGAGGUGGGCUCUUUGGAGGCCAUCGUCAGCAAGCUGAUCAAGAACUGGGCCGUGGAAGCGCAUCAUAUCGCCGAUGUUCAGCACUGGAAGACCAUGGACAUCUCGAAGUUCCAGGGUGCCAUCAACGGUGGCUGCCCUUUCAUGGCACAGCACAUGUCCGACUUCGGGGCAUGCAAUCUGUUCUUGGGAGAGUCCCGAGACUACAACUGUAGACUACAUAGCUUCGAGUCCUCCCAGAAGGUGUUUCGCACCGCAUUUCCCAUGGGCUUUGCCUGGGAAUGCCUGGAGGUCUUUUCCGGACCGCCGACUGUCGUCUUCAAGUGGAGACACUUUGGAAAGUACACCGGCGUGUUUACUGACAGAGCUGGCCGCAGAUACAAGGGCAACGGGCAGAUGGUGAGCAUUGUUGGGAUGUGCAUUGCCAAGGUCAACAUGGAGCUGCAGAUCACUGGCAUGGAUGUAUAUUACAACCCGGAAGAACUGACGAAGCUCCUAACCACCAUGGUUGACACCAACUGGCGAGCUCUUUCUGAGGAUCCCGGCGCCACUCGGCAAUUUUAA
This is a messenger RNA of Symbiodinium sp. CCMP2456, 735 nucleotides long. The record is from the annotation of a GenBank genome assembly. NCBI's taxonomy places the organism in Eukaryota, Dinophyceae, Suessiales, Symbiodiniaceae.